GUGCAUAUGGGUAUUUGUGAGAUCCUUGCUGGAUAGGGAUCAGAGUCUUGUUCCUACAAGACACUCGUAGCCAUGGCACUCUCCGCGCUUCCCUUCUCUUUCUCUUCUGUUUCAUCUUUGCGCUCAUCAUUGCAGAGGACGGAGCUGAAAGCUGGAAAUUCAUGGAAUUCGACCUUUAGUACCAAGUCUCAGCCAAUAGUGUCCCAAUCGCCGAACAACAGUUCAGGUCGGAGAGUUUGGCGCCGACGAAAAUUGACAAAGAAAGAUGACAUGCGAAAGUACAGAAUGGAGCGAACACCUUUCCUCGAGGAGCAAGUGAGGGUGAUAAAUGAAAGAGGAGGACUCAUGUCAAUGGAUAUCGAGAGGCUGUUACUAUCGGAGGAUAAUCGAUUUGACUUUGUGAAUGAGGUGGCGGCCGAGGCCAUUUCUUAUGUUGAAAGCAACCGGGACGAGUAUGGAGGUACAAAGAAGGCAAUCCUUCAUGUUCUGAGCAACCGAAUGAAUGAUGCUGGGUUUUCCCGGCCUGAAGCAUAUGCAGAAUCCGAUCCUUUCAAGCCUGGCCCUGGUUAUUUGAAGGAAGAACUCACAUAACAAAAGUCUGAUAUGAAAAAUUAAAUGUUGUUAGUCUCUCAAUGAUGGUGUAUUAACAUUACCUUUCCCUUUUCGUUCAUGUACGUGGUUUUGUUCUAACAAAUGCCCUUUCAGAGUUUCAUGAAGUUAAUCUUGAAUCUUUCUAGAUU
Tripterygium wilfordii is the source of this 740-nucleotide messenger RNA. Its product is annotated as protein PLASTID TRANSCRIPTIONALLY ACTIVE 7. The transcript has 4 exons. The record is from RefSeq and is a predicted model, not a curated record. Lineage: Eukaryota; Viridiplantae; Streptophyta; Magnoliopsida; Celastrales; Celastraceae. The coding region runs from base 73 to 591 and encodes 172 amino acids. Gene Ontology annotation, cellular component: plastid-encoded plastid RNA polymerase complex. Gene Ontology annotation, biological process: plastid transcription.